CUCUACUCCUCACAGUUCUCUUUGGCUCUAUUCAAUCUCUCUAGCUGCACUUGUUACAGCUCCUCUCCAUCACCUUCAUCACAGCACCAGUGUCUUCUUCACCAAAGAGAAACCGAAGAUGUCCGGCAUCAUGAAAGUGUUUUUGCUCCUGGCUGUCAUGGUCUGCAUCUCUAAAGCCCAACUUGAUGGUACAUCAGGAAAGAACUGUCUGUGUCGAAAUGUCAGGAAUGCAGUUGGCUCGAGGAAUAACAUAAAGGACAUCCAGGUCUACCCAGCAACCAUCUUCUGUGACCAAGUGGAGAUUGUUGUCACCUUAAACAGCGGCCUUCGCUAUUGCCUGAACCCCAAGUUGAAGGCAGUGCAAAAACUCAUGGCUAAGAUCAUGACAUCGGUAACUUCUACUACAGCCAGACCAACUGAACUCACUUCCACUACAGCUCGCAUCUGAGUCAUCAUCUCCUCCGAUCAAUAAGAAGAGCAGAUGACCUCUGACUCCCACAAACAAAAGCACCUUAAACGAAUGCAGAUUUAGUUGAAUUCAACUUUUUAUCUAUUUAUCUUCUAUUUAUACUGAUGUGCACUUACAGUAUAAUCUCCGUUCCAUGUUUUUUCCUUUUAUCUGUUUUUGUAAAUAGACGUAUAUGUUGUGAACCAAGUUUAUGCAUUUUGGUAAUUUGUCAGUGUUUUUUUUAAUAAUAAAAAAGAAAUCAAAGAA
Messenger RNA from Anoplopoma fimbria (sablefish), 715 nucleotides. Its product is annotated as C-X-C motif chemokine 10-like. Bases 119 to 448 code for a protein of 109 amino acids. The transcript has 4 exons. Gene Ontology annotation, cellular component: extracellular region. Gene Ontology annotation, biological process: neutrophil chemotaxis; chemokine-mediated signaling pathway; inflammatory response. NCBI's taxonomy places the organism in Eukaryota, Metazoa, Chordata, Actinopteri, Perciformes, Anoplopomatidae. The record is from RefSeq and is a predicted model, not a curated record. Gene Ontology annotation, molecular function: CXCR chemokine receptor binding; chemokine activity.